This is a messenger RNA of Cornus florida, 2436 nucleotides long. RefSeq names its product peroxisomal acyl-coenzyme A oxidase 1-like. Gene Ontology annotation, molecular function: acyl-CoA oxidase activity; FAD binding; fatty acid binding. The record is from RefSeq and is a predicted model, not a curated record. Bases 148 to 2142 code for a protein of 664 amino acids. The transcript is spliced from 15 exons. Gene Ontology annotation, biological process: fatty acid beta-oxidation using acyl-CoA oxidase; lipid homeostasis; long-chain fatty acid metabolic process. Gene Ontology annotation, cellular component: peroxisome. NCBI's taxonomy places the organism in Eukaryota, Viridiplantae, Streptophyta, Magnoliopsida, Cornales, Cornaceae.
AUUGGUCGCGUGUAAAAUAUGUCUAACGGAGUGUGGUGUGUUGUACGUGUGUAUUUUGCAUAUGAGACAGGUUAUGUAUAUGUAUAGAUAUUGUGUAACGACUGUACAACGGACCUCGUUGACGUUAUUCUCCAUACACAAGCCGAAAUGGAGGGAUUGGAUCAGCUAGCUCAUGAAAGAGAAAGGACUCUGUUCGAUGUUGAUGCGAUGAAGAUCGUUUGGGCCGGUUCUCGCCACGCCUUCCAACUCUCCGAUCGCAUUUCCAAACUUGUUGCUGCCGAUCCGGCAUUCCAAAAGGAUAGCAGACCUAUGCUUAGUAGAAAGGAGUUGUUUAAGAACACUCUCAGAAAAGCAACAUAUGCAUGGAAACGGAUCAUUGAGCUUCGUCUUUCUGAAGAGGAAGCAUCCAAAUUAAGAUUUUAUGUUGACGAACCUGCUUUUACAGAUCUUCAUUGGGGAAUGUUUGUACCUGUUAUAAAAGGACAAGGAACUGAGGAACAGCAACAGAAAUGGUUGCCAUUGGCAUACAAGAUGCAAAUAAUUGGCUGUUAUGCUCAAACUGAACUUGGUCAUGGCUCCAACGUUCAAGGGCUUGAAACCACUGCAACAUUUGACCCUAAAACGGAUGAAUUUAUCAUUCAUAGUCCUACACUAACUUCAAGCAAGUGGUGGCCUGGUGGACUGGGUAAAGUUUCCACACAUGCUGUUGUAUUUGCGCGUCUUAUAACAGAUGGUCAGGACCAUGGAGUGCAUGGUUUCAUUGUCCAAUUACGGAGCUUAGAUGAUCACUCACCCCUUCCUGGCAUAACUGUUGGUGAUAUUGGGAUGAAAUUUGGAAAUGGGGCAUACAACACUAUGGACAAUGGGGUAUUAAGAUUUGAUCAUGUGAGAAUCCCAAGGAAUCAAAUGUUGAUGAGGGUUUCACAGGUUUCAAGAGAAGGAAAAUAUUUGCAGUCCAAUGUUCCCCGGCAACUACUUUAUGGGACAAUGGUCUUUGUGAGACAAGCAAUUGUAGCUGAUGCUUCCAGUGCUUUAUCACGGGCUGUUUGUAUUGCUACAAGGUACAGUGCUGUUCGUAGACAAUUUGGCUUGCAGGAAAAUGGUCUUGAGACCCAGGUAAUUGAUUACAAAACUCAGCAAAGUAGGCUCUUUCCUUUGCUGGCUUCAGCUUAUGCUUUCAGAUUUGUUAGCGAGUGGCUAAAAUGGUUAUAUACGGAUGUGACCCAAAGAUCGCAAGCCAAUGAUUUCUCGACACUGCCAGAGGCUCAUGCAUGCACUGCAGGGUUGAAGUCUUUAACUACUACUGCCACUGCUGAUGGGAUUGAAGAAUGCCGUAAAUUAUGUGGUGGCCAUGGUUACCUUUGUAGCAGUGGGCUUCCUGAAUUAUUUGCAGUUUAUGUUCCAGCCUGUACAUACGAAGGAGACAACAUUGUGCUACUUCUACAGGCUGCAAGGUUUCUUAUGAAGACUGUUACUCAGCUGGGAUCUGGAAAAAAACCUGUUGGGACAACGGCUUAUAUGGGGCGAACGGAACUCUUGGUUCAAUGUCAUUGCAAUGUCCAAAGGGCUGAAGAUUGGUUAAAGCCUAGUGUAAUAUUGGAAGCAUUUGAAGCAAGGUCGGCUAGAAUGUCUGUUGCCUGUGCUCAAAAACUAAGCAAAUUUACAAAUUAUGAAGAAGGAUUUGCAGAACUCUCAGCUGAUCUGGUUGGGGCAGCAGUUGCUCAUUGCCAAUUAAUCGUUGUUUCCAAGUUCAUUGAAAAAUUGCAACAAGAUAUUACUGGAAAAGGGGUCAAACAACAGUUAGAGAACCUCUGCAACAUCUAUGCUCUAUUCCUUCUUCACAAGCAUCAGGGUGAUUUCCUCUCCACUGGCUAUGUCACUCCUAAGCAAGCUUCUCUUGCAAACGAUCAGCUCAGAUCCUUGUAUUCCCAGGUUCGUCCAAACGCCAUUGCACUUGUUGAUGCCUUUAACUACACCGACCACUUCCUCGGUUCCAUUCUUGGCCGUUAUGAUGGAAACGUCUACCCAAACCUAUACGAGGCAGCAUGGAAGGAUCCUCUGAAUGACACAGUUGUGCCGGAUGGCUACCGUGAAUAUAUUAAGCCUAUGCUGAAGCAACAGCUCCGUAUUGCCCGACUCUGAAUAAUUAAAGCUAUAUAUGUAUUGUUUCCAUAAUUCUGGAAAUGCAUUUGUAAUGCUAAUAAAGUUACCUGGAUGAGGUGAUCUCUGUAGAGGAAACAUUAGUAGGUAUUAUGUGAGCACAAUUUUGUGUAACAGUAGAGACUUGUUUCCCGCUAUAAAUAACUGUUGAUAGACAAAGUUGUCAUCAACUAUGCAGUUAUUUUCGUGUAAAAUUAGUUGCUAGACAAGUUAUACCUGUUACCAGACACACUCUGAAAAAAUAUAAAGAAAUAAAAUCACAGAUGAUUUUGAUAA